AUGGGGGGUCGCCUAUCUCACGGCAAGAGGGUAGAGGAGUUAUCCAAAUGUCAUCCCGGUACCCGAGUUGCAGCAGGCUUUGAAGAUGACAAGUUCUACCACGAGCGGAUAUUGCUGUGGUGUGCCGGUGGGACAGACUGGGUGACCCUCACUCCUGACUAUGAUGUCUACAAUGAAAAUUUCAGUGGCAUCGGAGACCCGGGCUUUGACCGCUGCAAGAUCAAAGGAAUAGAUUUUUCUUAUUGGUGUUCUUGCACGCAGAACCCAGAACUUCCAAAUCCGCUGCAUAGAUUGAAGGACUACAUUUCCAUGCGCAGCUCACUUGAGAGGUUCAGCAUGGGCAUGGUGCUGUCAGCUGGCGAGCCCGAACAACGUGAGGAAACGCAACCGGAAGCGCAACCUGAAGUGUUUUUCCAACUGCAUCCUCCAUCGUGGAUAGGUGGAAAGUUGCGUGUGGCGAAAGGGGAAAGCUCAAGCUCUUCAAACCGUGGACAGGGGAGGGACCCUUUUGCCAGAGAAAGCUCCGAGAAGGAGGUCGCGCAGCAGAGCGAGAAGUCGCAGGAAGUCAGUUUCGUCGCGACGUGCAAGGAGCGCCAGGAGGAAGCUAAGGAGGAAGAGGUGAUGGACUACGACAAGACGGCGUCCGGAGAGGCGCUGCGCGACCAAGGAAAGGCCGAGGUUACCGGCACUUUGCCGGGAGGCCGUGGGGCCACGAUCACCGGCCCAGGGGCCGGGUUUCACCGUGUACUCCUGUCGGGAGCACAGGCGUGCAAGACGCACUUUGCGUUUCUGCACGGGACAGGACAACUGCUGGUCCCGAAGGGAAGUGCUUUCGCCAAGGAGGCCGACGAGGCGUUGCGCAAGUUGGCCUGGAAACACCGAGGAGUUGCAACAAAGAUGCAGGUGAAGAAUGGCAUCUACGUGUUUCCGCUUGAGGAUGGAAAGAAAGGGGGACUGAAGGGCGAGAGUAGAGGCCAAGACGGCCUGGGUUUUACGGGGAGGCUGAGCUGGUUGAGGAAGCCGCCAAAAGGAGAGCGGAAGCAGCGCGACAGCAGCAACAGCAGAGAGGAUGCUGGUGACGAUCGGUUCGCCGAGGAGCCAGAAGCUCCAGGCGAAGAGCAACAGAGAACUGUGGUGCCGAAGAGUCCAGACCAGCCAACAGCCGACCAGAUCGCACAGCACGAGGCCUCAGGCCAUGCAGUGCACCGCUCUUGGUGCGUCCACUGCCAAAGGGCACACAAGAUGGUGAAUCCACACUACAAGGUUCGACGGUCCGAGCUUGAGACAUCGUUGCCGGCACUGCACAUGGACUACUUCUUCCUUGGCAAGGACAAGCAAGAGGAUGAUGUGAUGCCACACCUUGUGGUGCGGUGCGACAGAACACAGCGCACCUGGGCCACGUCUCAGCCGCAAAAGGGAACACGCACUUACAACGUGACGUGGUUGGCAGGCAUCAUUCGCGAGGCCGGUUCGAAGAAGAUGUGUCUGUUUUCGAACAACGAGCACGCCUUGAAGGCGCUCGAGCUUAAGGCCAGCGAAGAGGUGAAAGGUGUGGAGUUCGACCUGCGAGAGUGCCCAACGAGCACAGAGCAUGGGAACGCACCAGCCAACGGUGUAGCUGAAGCAGCUGUGAGAGAAGUGAAGAGAAUGGUAAGAGCUAUCCUGUCGGAGCUGGAGACGAGGCUCAAGAUCGAGGUCGGCGUGGAUCAUCCGAUCCUUGCCUGGAUCGCGAGACACGCAGCGCUUCUCAUGAGCCGUUCUCGCAUUGGUGAAGACGGAAAGUCCGCUUAUGAGCGAACGCUGGGUCGACCAUGGCGGCGACUUACCAUUGUCUUUGGCGAGCAGGUGAUGUUCAAGCCUGUCGGUACAAAGCACAAAAGAGGAAGCCUCGAGAACCAGGGUUUCCAUGGGACGCUACGUUGGGACUGCGUCGAGGAACGCGGUGAACAGCCUGCACCUUUGCAGCGAGACUUCAAGGCACGAAACCUCUACGUCAUGAAGUCCGACAUAGAACUAUACGGCUACACGCCCCGGUGUCCUGGGUGCGAUGCGCAGCUGAUGGGAAAGGAGAGAGUGAAAAGAGCUCAGGAAAGGGUCGAAAGAGACUAUGGCAAGAAGGUCAAGAAGGACCAGCCUGCGUUGGAAGGAAGACCUGCGCCCGAUGCCAUGGAAGUUGCAGCGGAAGAAGCUGCAGGAGCACUUCUGUCGAGACCGAUGGAGACCGAAGAGUCCCCGACGCGACAAAAGAGGGAAGCUUCCACGGGCGUCGACGAGCUCUAUCGGGAGGCAGCGGCGAAUCCGCCGCCAGCCGGUGAAAAUGCCCAGAUCGGGCUGAUCACGAGGAUGUUCGAGCAGAAGGGCAUGACGUGUAGCCCCGCCGAGGCGUCAUCCUUCAAUUGGAUUUUGGAACGACGCAUGUUCACACAGGCUGAGCAUCUGCGUUUCUUCGAGAAGUUGGAGCACGCGAAGCCAAAGCUCCCAAUAGGAAGACUGCCCACCGGACCGUUCCAGUCCGUGCAACGCGCCUCUGACACCACCAACAAGGUGGGAGCCGAAGCCAGGCGCGAGAACCUGAAGAAGUCCCGUUCACAACUCGGACUUUGCUUCGAGGCCUUUCAGGCACAGAUGGAAGCAGGGAACUACUUCCUUGACGAGUGGCAAGGGGUGCAAAAUCCUGGGAGCAUGAACUUGCUCAAAGGAUGGAAGCGCACUUGGUUGGAGGUACAAUGUGCAAGUGGAAAGUGGACGAGAGCGGGAAGCUCAUUGCAGGGCAAAGCUGCAAGAAACGCACCCGCUGGGUAUGGAACAGAGAGCUUUCUUUCAGGAUCGCACAAGCUAAAGCCGAGUACCUUCCGAAGCUCGAAAGGGAAGUGCUCGCUGGAGUGCGAGCCCAACUGGUGCUUGAGGAGAGAUGAGGGAGGUAGGACACGUUGCAGGGCCAGGUGA
This is a messenger RNA of Symbiodinium sp. CCMP2592, 2946 nucleotides long. The record is from the annotation of a GenBank genome assembly. NCBI's taxonomy places the organism in Eukaryota, Dinophyceae, Suessiales, Symbiodiniaceae.